This is a messenger RNA of Nanorana parkeri, 975 nucleotides long. RefSeq names its product transmembrane protein 114 (gene TMEM114). The transcript is spliced from 4 exons. Bases 260 to 892 code for a protein of 210 amino acids. Lineage: Eukaryota; Metazoa; Chordata; Amphibia; Anura; Dicroglossidae. Gene Ontology annotation, cellular component: apical plasma membrane. The record is from RefSeq and is a predicted model, not a curated record.
UGCUUGUUAAUGUGAAUCAGGAAAGCUUUCAGUGGUCUGCUUGUUGCAUGUAAGCAGCAAUGCCUGCUGAACUCGUACUGCUAAAUACUUCAAUUGAACAUCACUGGAACUUGCUGAACCUGGGGAAAGAUACAUUUUGAUACUUCUGUGAUGGAACUUGAUAUUUCUUUUAUUUGUUACUAAAGUACGUGAUAGAAUUCUACUUGUAUCUACAAAAUUAACACUGACCUUUUGGAGUAUACAAAGAAUCUAAUGCACAAUGAAGCUCAAAUUGAGCAUUUUGUCUGUAAUUGUGGCUUUUCUUGGUAUACUGAGCUUUAUAUUUUUAGUGGUUGCUAUCGGAACCGAUUUCUGGUAUAUAAUUGAUGCCUCUAAACUGGAAUUAAAGAAGAACUUUUCGGAGACCCUCAGCUCACACUCAGGACUUUGGAGGAUGUGUAAAUUUAAGGACAAGUGUACUACUUUGAUAAAUCCUUUUUGGCAUGGCAACGUAAACUUUACAGAUUCACAAAAGCAACUUUUAAGUAUGCAUGGAACUCUUGUAAUUCUGCUGCCCCUUAGUCUGAUCCUGAUGAUUUUUGGAGGAAUGACUGGAUUUGUUAGUAUACUAGCAAAAGCCUAUCUGCUGCUAUUAUUAACUGGAAUGCUUUUUCUAUUUGGAGCACUAGUCUCUCUAACGGGAAUUAGCAUUUAUAUUGCUUAUUCUGCUGCUGCAUUUAAUUAUGCACUGUACUCCUUAGGCAGUGCAAUUCUGUCUGAAAUCGACAUACGCUUUGGCUGGUCAUUGGCUUUGGCAUGGUUAUCUUUCAUAACAGAAAUAUUGACUGGAAUGGCCUUUCUCCUGGCAGCCAGAGUUACUGGCCUCAAAAGAACUGGAGAUCAGGUUAUAUGAAUGAUUGAGAGGACCCUACUCCCGACUGCAUAUACCUCAUGGGAAUUUUGCAUAUUGUUGUCUCCUUUCACAAGAUCCAAAUG